Molecule: messenger RNA, 972 nt
Organism: Lactuca virosa
Lineage: Eukaryota; Viridiplantae; Streptophyta; Magnoliopsida; Asterales; Asteraceae
Source: the annotation of a GenBank genome assembly
AUGCUCUUCCUAGUUCUUCUAGCAUUGCUCUCGAUAUCUACUUGCCAUGCUCAUAAAGAAACCACGAUUCACGAACUCAGAAUCGCAUUUAACCAAAACCGACUCAACUCAAGGCAACUCGUCGAGUUCUAUCUUGGUGAGAUCAAUAAACUCAACCUGAUAUUUAAAGGGGUCCUUGAAGUGAACCCAGAUGCCCUAUAUGAAGCAAAUAGAGCCGACAGGGAGCGGGCAGCUAACGUGCCUCGGUCCCUGGUCGGCUUGCAUGGCAUUCCUGUCCUUCUCAAGGACAAUAUUCCCACAAAAGAUAAACUUAACACGACAAGUGGUUCGUUUGCACUGCUCGGGUCCAUCGUGCCCCGAGAUGCAGGGAUUGUUUCAAAGUUGCGGAAAUCCGGAGCGAUUAUAUUGGGGAAGGCUACCUUGAGCGAGUGGUCUAAUUUUAGAUCUCUGAGUGCACCUAGUGGUUGGAGCCCGAGAGGUGGACAAGGAAAGAAUCCAUUCGUUCUGUCAGCAACUCCAUGUGGCUCGAGUAGCGGACCAGCAAUAUCAGUGGCGGCUAAUAUGGCGGCAGUGUCAAUAGGAACCGAGACAGACGGGUCUAUCUUAUGUCCCGCUAGCUUCAAUUCAGUGGUUGGUAUCAAACCUACUGUCGGUCUCACUAGCCGAGCCGGGGUCAUCCCGGUUUCUCCGUCACUAGACACCAUUGGGCCGAUAUGUAGGACCGUGUCAGAUGCGGUUUAUGUUCUUGAGACCAUCGUGGGAUUCGACUACAAUGAUCGUGAUGCUACUAAAAAAGCAUCGCAAUACAUCCCGUAUGGUGGAUACACUCAGUUCCUAAAGGCUGAUGGGCUCAAGGGGAAGCGAAUCGGUGUUGUUAGAAACCCGUUCUUCGUGUUCUCUAAUGGAUCAAACUUACAUCAAGUAUUUGAAAAUCAUUUGCAAACACUAAGGUGCAUUUUAUUAAAAUCGUAA